Messenger RNA from Saprolegnia parasitica CBS 223.65, 1218 nucleotides. RefSeq lists its product as hypothetical. The transcript is spliced from 2 exons. Bases 1 to 1218 code for a protein of 405 amino acids. NCBI's taxonomy places the organism in Eukaryota, Oomycota, Saprolegniomycetes, Saprolegniales, Saprolegniaceae. The record is from RefSeq and is a predicted model, not a curated record.
AUGCCCGACCUCGACUGCGCGCCGAUGGACCCAGCGUCGGCGCCGUACGAGGACGCGCUCGAAAGCAUCCCGCGCGAUGCAUGCGCCACGUUCGAGUACGCGUACAUGGGCCGCCUGGACGACGCCAUGGCGCCGGGCCUCGUCCUCGCCGCCUUCCCCGGUCGCCGCAAGUGGUCCCAGGAUGCCCGCGUCCUCGACGCUGUCCUUGCCAACCACCCGUCCGGCAUCCUACCAUCGACGUCUCUGCAGCAGGACAAUGGACGUGACCCGCCGCCGACGAUGUGGACGCUGGGCCUCGGCCGCACGUUGACGGACCACUUUGCGUGGGGUAGCAACAACGUCGUGGCCGUUCUCUCACACGUCGCGAUUCGCCGACCAGCGUCGGACGCAGCGCCGCUCGAGCCCUUGCUGCGUGACCGAAACAGCGCCGGGACGCUCCUCGUGUCGCUUCCGACGUACCUUGAAGGCGGUGCCCUUUCUGUGCACUUCAACGGAGCGAGAACCGUGUCGGACAACGACCACCGCGUCUGCAGCACGUACUCGGUCACGGUCGCGCACCGCGCCGCCACGCUCGCGAUGGCGCCGAUCAUGGCCGGUCACGCCGUCGUUGCUGUCUAUGAUCUCGUCGGUGACAGUGCCAUGUCCGCGUCUACCUCGCCCAUCUCACCAGGUGUGCUCGCCGCCAUCGCGAUGCUGACCACUAUCGCGACGGCGCCGCCGACCAAGUACCCUCUUCUCGGCUUUGGCAUCCGUCCUAGCUACACCUUUACGACGUUCGACGACCUCGGAAGCGGCAGCCAAGAGCGAGCGUUCGUCCAUGCUUUGGUCGCGACCGAGAUGUACGACGUGGCCAUGGUGCACUACCUGCCUGUCCCAGCCGACGACGACGACACGGGUCCCUUUGUGAUUGCACGCGCGGCGCUGCAUCCAAGUCUCGGCCUUCCGAGCAGCUGCGCACUGGCGUUGCGAGGGCGUCUCGUCCCCGCCUUUCUGUGCUCGGUCCGCGUCGAGGACCUGCGCCGAUCCCGCGACUACCGCAGCACAAGCCUCGUGUUCUGGCACAAGGUGCAUCGCCCGAUCGUGCUGGGGUUUGAAGCCGCGACGGACGCGCUGGCCACCACGCCUGAGAAGCCCAUGCGUCGCGACCUCGUCGAGGGCCUUCUCGAGCACUACGUCGAUGCAUGUGAUGCUAUGGCCGCAACCCGCGAGAUCAGCUGA